AUGGAGGCUCAGAAGGAUAAAUGGGAACCACCUGUAGGAGAAAAAAUCAAAAUUAAUUUUGAUGGAGCUGCAGGGCCAAGGGGGUUUGUUUGUAGAGUAAUUGCCAGAGAUAAAGAGGCUAAAAUGCAGGGAUGUCAAAAUAGGACUAUUGAUUACUGUACUACAAUUGAAGCUGAGGCAGCUAGUGCUCUAUUGGCAAUGGAACUGGGGGUCAGUAUAAGAUUCAGAGAUAUAGUAUUAGAAGGUGACUCUCUAAAUGUUAUCAAUGCUCUGAAAUACAAGCAUCACAAUACAAACUGGAGAAUUCAAAAUACAAUCAGCAGAAUCAGAGAUGAGCUGAGACAUUUCAACUAUGUGGAAUUCAGGUACAUCAAGAAGAAUGCCAAUGAUGUGGCACAUAUCUUGCAACUUUAG
Papaver somniferum (opium poppy) is the source of this 414-nucleotide messenger RNA. RefSeq lists its product as uncharacterized. Gene Ontology annotation, molecular function: nucleic acid binding; RNA-DNA hybrid ribonuclease activity. The record is from RefSeq and is a predicted model, not a curated record. The transcript has a single exon. NCBI's taxonomy places the organism in Eukaryota, Viridiplantae, Streptophyta, Magnoliopsida, Ranunculales, Papaveraceae. Bases 1 to 414 code for a protein of 137 amino acids.